AUGAAAAACACAGCAUUACCGACAAAGUUAUUGAAUAGAGAAAGACGUCAGGAUUAUGGAGGUGGCGAUUAUGGAGGUGGCGAUUACGGGGAUGGUGAAGAUUAUGGAGGUGGGGACGGAGGUGUAGUUAAUCCUCCGGAUCCAGAUCCUGUCGAUCCUAAUCCAUCAACAGACGAUGAUGGUUCAUAUGAAGAUGGUUUAGGCGGCUUGGAUAAUGGAGAAGAUACAAUAGACCCUGGGGGUGACGAGUAUCCUCCACACUCAAGUAACGGCGAUAAGAUAGCAGAUGCUAUCACUAGAACAGCUGGUUCUACGUCUACUGGCUAUUGUGCAACAGCCGUACGGCAGGCAGUCGAAAGCGCUCUAAAUAUUCGACUUGAUAGAGUUAACGAUGCCAAAGAUUAUGGUCCAAGUUUAACUAGUGCCGGUUUCGAAGUUGUUACUGAUGGAGUUAAUCAAUCGGGUGAUAUUCGAAUAAUUCAGCCUGUUUCUGGCCAUCCUAGUGGUCAUAUGGAAGUUUAUACAAGUACGGGAUGGAAAUCCGACUUUGUUCAACGAGAUGAAUGGCCAGGCCCAGCUUAUCGAAAUGCUGAUCCCAAACCCUCCUAUACUCAAUACCGUCAUAAUUGA
Molecule: messenger RNA, 630 nt
Organism: Didymodactylos carnosus
Lineage: Eukaryota; Metazoa; Rotifera; Eurotatoria; Philodinida; Philodinidae
Source: the annotation of a GenBank genome assembly